Messenger RNA from Mesorhabditis spiculigera, 1158 nucleotides. The record is from the annotation of a GenBank genome assembly. NCBI's taxonomy places the organism in Eukaryota, Metazoa, Nematoda, Chromadorea, Rhabditida, Rhabditidae.
AUGGCUCCGCAGGUCGAGAACUUGGCUGGUGAGGAUACGGCAGUAAGUUCUCCGGUCGAUUUCGAUCAUAUUCGACUUCGAGUUGGAAAUGCUAAACAGGCUGCCUUCUGGUUCUGCGCUAGCCUUGGCUUCGAACCAUUUGCAUACAAAGGACUAGAAACUGGAAGCAAGGAACUGACAGCACAUGCCGUCAAAAUUGGAAGGAUAAUCCUCGUCCUCGAAGGCACGACCGUCCCUGACAACAAGAAUUUUGGCGACUACCUGACCAAGCAUGGAGAUUCGGUGAAAGAUGUUGCCUUUGAGGUUGACAACCUCGAGGUAUUCCUUGAGCAUGCACGGGCCAAGAAGACACGAAUUGUACGCGAGAUGACGGUGGAAUCUGAUGAAAAUGGGACUGUGAAAAGCGCCUCGAUACUUGCGUUCGGUGACGUCAUCCACACACUAAUCGAGCGAAAAAACUAUCGUGGGUUGUUCCUGCCUGGAUUCCGGAAGCACCACUGGGACGGUCAAUGCUUCGAGAAUAUGCCAAAGACGAACGUCAACACCAUUGAUCACUUUGUUGGUGCCCAAAAGGAAGAUGAGAUGGAAUCGGUAGUCGAGUGGUAUGAAGACAACCUGCUUUUCCAUAGAUAUUGGACCGAUGGCCCGGAGUAUAUCACGACCGAAAAUUCUGCUCUUUCCGCGAAAUUUGAGGCCAGCGAAAACGAGAAGAUACAGAUUGUGGUGGCCAAGGGGAAUGAAGCUCUGGGAAAAGGGACAAAUCAAAUUCAAGAAUUCGUCAACUACAACGGCGGCCCUGGCGUUCAGCAUGUCGCGCUGAAUACCGACGACCUGGUGGCAACGGUGGAGGCGUUGCGAGCACGUGGCGUUGAACUGCUCGAUGUCCCCGCCAAAUAUUACGAAUUAGUUCGGGAGAAGCUGAGCACCAGCAAUUGUCCGAUCGAAGCCGACAUCGAUCGACUCCAAGAAUUGGGCAUCUUCAUCGAUUUCGACGAGAAGGGCUACAUCCUCCAAAAAUUUACUCGCCCUCUCGAUGACCGCCCGACGCUGUUCUUUGAAUUUAUUGAGCGCCACAAUUUUAAAGGCUUCGGAGCUGGGAAUUUCAAGGCCAUCUUCGAAGCGAUUGAAAGGCAGCAAAUCACGAGAAAUACGUUUUUC